GAAGUUUGGGCCGAAGCCUUGUGGGGUGGUCAAAUUUUGAACCCGGAACAUGUAGCUUUAUCAGGGUUUGCUUCAAUCUAGGCCUAGCCCAGAACAAGUCAAGUGAGAGUGUCGGCUCCAAAACCCUAAAAUCUACACAGGUUUUAGGACAUCAAACAGAGAGAGAGGUGCAUGUGGGUAAUCUCAGCAGGGAGGGAACGACAUAUUGGAGCCUUGAAUUCUGCUUCGCAUCACUGUAAAAGGCAAGCUUGGUUUCAUUGUUUGAGUAAGACCCAGAAUUUCAUGUUUUAUGCUUUACAUUACGCUCGUUUCUCUGUGAUUGUUGUUAUUCCAAGAGUAGCUUUUUAGUAUUUAAAAUCCUAUAGGAUUAGAGAUGAAACUAGCACAAAUCUGCAAGACCCUCAUCUCACUCUCUCACAAAAACCCUCCACAUCUCAACAAACCCCCAAUUCCCCAUUACUCAAUCUCUGUCUUAUGUUUCUCCUCCUCCUCCAUACCCAAUGGCAAAAAAUCGAAGUCCGCCAUAGCUGUCGUGGACUACUUGAUCAACCAGCACCAGUUCUCCCCUGAAGCCGCUCUUAAAGCCUCAUCAGCAGUAACUUACUUGAAAAAACCCGAAAAGGCAGAUUCCAUACUUUUGUUCCUCAAGGAGAGCGGUUUCUCCAAAACCCAUAUCGAGCAAGUUGUUAAGAGCCACCCCAGAGUUCUCUCUUCCAAACUUGCCAGUACCAUCCAACCGAAAAUCAAGGUUUUCCAGGACUUGGGCUUUACGCCCAAUGACAUUGCCGAGAUCAUAUCAACUGACCCGUGGGUUCUUAGACGGAGCGCGGAUAAUCGGCUUGGACCCUCAAUCUUGGCGUUGAAGAGUAUUCUGGGCUCCAAUGCAGGUGUUGUUAAGGUCUUAAAGAUUUCUGGGUGGUUUUUGAAGCAUGAUUUAGAAAAGACUAUGAUGCCCAAUAUCGAAUUUAUGAAGCGUUGUGGAAUUAGUUCUUCGCAGAUUGUUAAAUAUUUGUUCAACUUCCCAAGGUUUUUUCUCCUUAAGCCAGAGAGCAUUCGGGAUUUCGUUAAAACAGUUGAAGAAAUGGGUUGUGAUAGGAAAUCUAAGAUGUUUCUUUCUGCUAUUCGGACGGUGAGUUCAAUGACAGAGGAGAAUUGGGAGCUAAAGUUGAAGCUUUUUCGAAGCCUAGGGUUUUCAGAAAGUGAUAUUCUGUUUGCAUUUAGGAGGGUGCCUCAGGUUUUUGCUGUAUCUGAGAGGAAAAUCAAGAAGGUAACGGAGCUGCUGCUUAGUGCGUGGACCAUAGAUAUGUCUUAUAUAGUUAACCACCCGGAAUUGCUUAUUUGCAGCAUUGAGCGCAGGUUAAAACCCCGGCUACAAGUGUUGGAGAUUCUGGAAAAGAAGAAUAUGCUUAAGAAGAAACCCUGUUUGACCACAGUCUGCAAAAUGACUGAUAAGAAGUUCUCAGACAAAUAUGUGCUUCCUUAUUCAAAAGAACUCGGGGAGCCAAAUGUGGCUAGAGGGAAUUCAUAGAAAUUUUCUGGGAAUUCCUUAGCAUCUAAAAGAAGCCGUUAUACAAAAUCACUGUAUAAUCUUUGAUGUCCCUGGGCAAUUCAUCAAUUAAUAAUACUUGUAAGUGGAAUGCAUGAAGGGUUAAGUUUUGGAAGAGCCAUGACAGAAAUUGGAAACAUGGUUAUUCAGGGAUUAUAGAGCAGUAUGAGGCAACUAGGCCUUUGGACCAAAUGACAUCUCCUCCUGACAAUUAAUAAGAGGUGGAGGGUGAAGUCAGGUACAAUCUCCUGUGGGUGGGUGAGUUGUGAUACAUAGAAAAAAAUAAUGGUAAAAUAUGACAACUACAUGAGUUUAGAUCAAUCAAUGUUGUAUUAUGUACAAAAUAAGGAUGCUGAUAAGAACCAUGGUGAAAGGAGUAGAAUGCUUCUUUUGAAGCUGGAUACUUAUGGUUGUCGUACUCUAUCCUGAUGUUAUUUCUGUUCAAAGGUUAUCCAUCUUCAGUCCGAGUGGGGUUUCGUCAUUUUCCUCUUUCUCUUUUGUCACUUUCAUUUUCCUCUUCAAUACUCCCAAGUGUUUACUCUCAAGUGUUCACUCUCUGAUGCGGCAGUGAAAAUCAUUAUUGGAUGAAAUAACAAAUGAAAGUACGUGUAGCAUCUAAUGGUAAUUUUUACUGCCACAUCAGGGAGUGAGCACUUAGAAGACAUGUCAAGAGAGUUGUUUGGUA
This is a messenger RNA of Alnus glutinosa, 2231 nucleotides long. Its product is annotated as transcription termination factor MTERF2, chloroplastic-like. The transcript has 2 exons. The coding region runs from base 374 to 1528 and encodes 384 amino acids. Gene Ontology annotation, biological process: regulation of DNA-templated transcription; chloroplast organization. The record is from RefSeq and is a predicted model, not a curated record. Gene Ontology annotation, cellular component: chloroplast. Gene Ontology annotation, molecular function: double-stranded DNA binding. Lineage: Eukaryota; Viridiplantae; Streptophyta; Magnoliopsida; Fagales; Betulaceae.